AAGCUCAAGAGCAACACAAGGAGUGUGUAUGUAAACAAAGGAGGGUCGGCUGCUGGGAGGCGUCGCUCGUGCACUGCCAGUCUGCUAAUACUUGAGUCCUGGUGGCAUCUGGCGUGCCUGGUCACUUGGGCACUGUACCAGGUGCAUUAAGAUGUCGUCUGGUGGAGCAAUGAGCCAGAAGGAGUACCUGAAGAAGUAUCUGAGUGGCAGUGAUGCAGACAAGAAGAAGAAGAAGAAAAAGAAGAAGGAAAAAGUCUCUUCACACAACAAAGGGAUGCGCAUCAUUGAGGAUUCAGUUGACUUCAAAACUGUCCCAUAUGGCUACAAGGAGGAAGAUGACAAUCCAACCAUUGCUGAGGUGACAUAUGAGAAUGAGAAGCUGAAGAUAAUGGAGGAAUUUGAGGCCAACAAGAAAUGGAAGAAGAUGGUGGACAAAUCAGGGGAAGGUUCUUGGCCUCAAAGCAAUCAGGAGGGGAAGGACUCACCAAGGAGAGCAGGCCUUGACUCUCCCUCACCCCCAAGAUGGGGGAAGAACGAUUCAGUGCCUCAGAGGAGAGUGAGACACGAUUCUGACUCCACACCACCAAGAAGAGCAAAGAAUGAUUCUUCACCACCGAGGAGAACUAGACACGACUCAAGUGACUCAGAUGAAUCACCACCAAGGAGGUCCAGAUACUCAGGCACACCUCCCCAUAAGGCCAAACAUGACUCUGACUCAUCCCCUCCAGGCAGAAGGCAUGAUUCUGAGUCACCUCCAAAGAAGCCUGACUCUAGUCCACCCAGGAGAAUGCACCAUGACUCUCAAUCACCACCACGGAGGACAAGGCAUGACUCUGGCACCCCGCCCUGGAAGAUGCGGCAGGGGUCUACCACACCACCACUGGAUAAGAAAGCAGACACUCUGAAAAAGACACAUAUCAGGAACCCCUCUCCUCCUCCUGCCAGGAUGAGGAAGGACUCUGACUCAUCACUCUCAGAUGACGGAAAGAAAAUUGUAAGUCAGCCUUCAGACUUGCCACAGAGACAAAGGAGACAUGACUCCAGCAGCACUUCACCACCACCACAAAGGAUAAGACAUGACUCAGACAAUUCUCAGCCAAGGAGACAUGAUGCAUCCAGAUCAAGUUCAAACAUUUCAUCCAAGAAAAGUAAGCAAAAUUCAAACUCUCGUGAACAAGAUUAUUCAGAUGCAUCAAACUCAGACUCCUCAGACUCAAUGCCUGGUAAACACAUCUCAGUGUACUCACCACCACCAAGGAAGAGUGGCAAGGAUGCAAAGCUUGGUCCACCCAAGAGGAAGCCACAAGAAGUGAAGGCAUCUGGUGCACCUGGCCUGCACACUUCACCCAGAAGGAAGCUGUAUGAUGGUGAUCUAUCACCACCAAGGAGGAAGAGGCACGAUUCUGAUUCGUCACCUCCAAGGAAGAAGAAACUCGGAUCCAGUUCAUCCCCACCAAAGAGGUAUGACUCUGAUGCAUCACCACCACGCCAGAAAAGACGGGACUCCGACUUGUCACCGCAGAGGAAGAGACAUGAUUCCGACUCAUCUCCCCCAAGAAAGAAGAGACUUGCCUCAGACUCGUCUCCUCCCAGGCAGAAAAGGUACGACUCAGAUGCUUCACCAACUCACCAGAAGAGACAUGACUCUGACUCCUCACCAGUGAGAAAGAAAAGACACAGUGACUCAGAUUCAUCACCUCCCAGAGCGAGAAAAGGAAAACCAGGUCUUGCAUCCCCACCACGGAGGAAGGGAGGGGACAGCCAGCCUGAUGGUGGGCAGAUGCGACCAGAACGCAAGAUGACCACCCAGGAGUUUUUGUCAGCACGAAAGCAUGGCCGCCUGAAGAAGGACACCCCUGAGGACUUAGCCAGGAAGGAGAGGGAGGCUGUACUGCAACAACAGGCAGAGGAGAAGCACCAGCAAUGGAAGCAUGGAGUGAAGCAGGUGCAGGACUAUAAGAAGAAAGUAGCCAGUGACUUGCAUGAGAUGGGCAAGGCCUUCACUAGGACUGCAGAUGAUGCUGACAUGAAUGCACAUCUCAAGUCAAUAGCUCGUAAGGAGGACCCCAUGCUGGAAUACAUGAUGAAGAAGGAAGCAAAAGCCAAUAAUAAGGUUUCUGUCAAGCCGGUCUUCAAGGGCUCCUUCCCCCCGAACAGACUGGACAUCCGGCCUGGCUACCGCUGGGAUGGGGUGGAUCGCUCCAGUGGUUUUGAGAAACGUUGGUUUGAGCAUCAGAAUAACAAAAGAGCUCACAAUGAAGAUGCAUACAAAUGGAGUGUUUCAGACAUGUAAUCUUUGCAAUAUUCCCUCUCAUAUUUCUUUUCUUGAUUCCUCUUCUGCUUAUUGUACAUGUUGGUUAGGUAUUCAGAUAGCUUUCUCAUAUGUAUUGCUUGUUCUUAUAUCUCAGAAAUUAUAUAUUUGCUAGCAGAUAAAGAAAAUACACAGAAGUGUUCUUCCCUCAAAAUAUCUUUGUAAAAUAUGACUGCAUUUUAUCUGCCAGCAAAUAGGGAUAUACUGCUCUUGAUGGUUACUCCUUCGUUGAUAAUUUUUCAUCUGGAAGUUUAAGGUGUGUGUGUGUGUGUGUGUGUGUGUGUGUGUGUGUGUGUGUGUGUGUGUGUGUGUGUGUGUGUGUGUGUGUGUGUGUGUGCAGACAUCAAUGAGUCAGUGUACUUGCUGCAUGUGGGUGUUUGUCUCAUAUUUAUUGUUAAUUAUGAUGCAUUACUAGUAAUAAUUUACUUUUACAUCUAUUAUUUAAAGUUUCUUAAGCACAUUGGGCAUUGGUCUUUGAAGCAUCUUACAGGCAUCUCACUUCACAGUUAAAUUCUGGUGACAUGUUUGAUAUAUUAAUUGCUGGGAAGAACCCAGAAUAUUUUUAUGUGAAAUAGGGAGCAGAGGACCAUACAAUCCAACAUACAGCAUUAACAGCUAUUUAUUUCUGUGAAUACUUGUUAGUGCAAAGAACAAGCCAUCUGUAUAUUUGGCUGCAUGAAAGUGGCUGCAAGGAUUCUCUGUCAUCCCUACUGUGUUAGGCUAGAAAACAAUAAGUAAAUUACUGCAUUAAAAUAAACUGAUGAAACUUUUGUAAAUUCAUGUCUAAAUAUGUGAAUUAUAAUAUGAUGGAAAAUAA
Molecule: messenger RNA, 3128 nt
Organism: Scylla paramamosain (green mud crab)
Lineage: Eukaryota; Metazoa; Arthropoda; Malacostraca; Decapoda; Portunidae
Product: BUD13 homolog
Exons: 3
Coding region: 152-2293 (713 amino acids)
Biological process (GO): mRNA splicing, via spliceosome
Cellular component (GO): RES complex; U2-type spliceosomal complex
Molecular function (GO): RNA binding
Source: RefSeq, a predicted model, not a curated record